This is a messenger RNA of Pleurotus ostreatus (oyster mushroom), 951 nucleotides long. RefSeq lists its product as uncharacterized. Bases 1 to 951 code for a protein of 316 amino acids. The record is from RefSeq and is a predicted model, not a curated record. Lineage: Eukaryota; Fungi; Basidiomycota; Agaricomycetes; Agaricales; Pleurotaceae. The transcript is spliced from 11 exons.
AUGCUCGCCGGCACCGUGCCUAUGGGAGACACACAGACAACAGUUCACUCGUUGUCGCUGAUGCGACAGGGCUCGGUUUACGACUAUCUACUCACUGUGGGCGAUGAAAGGUGUUUAGUAUGGAAAACCCCAUGGAGCCUUGGGAAAGUCUUGUUUCUACUCACCCGGUACCCCGCCUUCGCCGACGUAGGCAUGGCAGUAUACCAUAACCUUGCCCCUUCUAUAAGACCGGAAACAUGUGAACUCCUCUAUACCACAUCCGGUUGGAUGGUCGUCUUUGGUAUGAUCAUCGCUGAAUUUAUCAUGGUGGUCCGUGUCUGGGCACUUUGGGGGAGCUCCAAAAUCAUCGGAGCUAUCUUGAUGGUUUUUUCCAUCGUCGCGAUAGUUGUUAGCGUGGUUUACUUCAUAACGUUCACUGGGACCCUGAAAUUUAUCGCUACGGAUACGAUUGCGCCUGGCUUAAUCGGUUGUUUGCCCGGCCCUGGGACGAACAUUGUAUUUAUAGACUUCGUGGUUCUCAUGGCGUACGAAGCUUCGCUUCUGAUCUUAUUACUUCUGAAGGGAGUACAGCAUCGUCGACAUGUCACCAAUCAUUUCAUGUAUGCAUUUUACCGCGACGGGAUUGUGUACUAUGGUGUCCUCUUGCUGAGCUUUGCGACAUCUUUGAUGUCUCUCAUGGAUCUAACAACAUACUGCCUGCAUCAGCCGGAGAACACCAACCUACUCACAACACUUCAAAGAACAUUCCACUCGAUCCUUUCUGCGCGUAUGCUUCUCCAGCUUCGCAAGAGUGCCCUAAAACGUCAGUUCUUCUCCGAAACAUCUGUAGUUGUCGACACACCAUUCAGUACAUUGAUGUUCGUCGACGGACCUGGACCUACCACAAACACGAGACGAAGGAACACAGAAAUCGCAACGUGGUUUGGGGAUGACGGGAGAGACAGAUCGUAA